GCAUCCUGGGAGGUGUGGUCUGGGCGCGGUGCCGAGGAUUCGGGGUAGUGUAGUCCCGGUGCCCCGUUGGAAGAGCUCCCCAGCUGGUGGCUGGAGCGACCCCUUGUUCUUUGGUGGCGCUGAUCCGUUCCUGAUGCCAUUAAGUAAGAGGAGGUGCUGCGCUGCUGGAGUUUGAAGAUUUCCCUUGAUUUUCUUGAACGCUUUUUGUUCUUGUUCUGCCCCCCCGUGGCUCCUGCCUGCCCAGAGAGGACUGCCUGCUGGGGAGAGGGGAUACUCCUGAGCUCCUGACAGCCCAGCUUCAGAUCUACCUUCUGAGAUAUCAUCCUUCUUUAGGGAGACAAGGAAAAAAGGCCACAGGGUCCUGGAGAGCCAGGGGAAUGGCACACAUGGCAUUCAGGGAUGUGGCUGUAGAUUUCACCCAGGAUGAGUGGAGGCUGCUGAGCCCUGCUCAAAGGACUCUGUACAGAGAGGUGAUGCUGGAGAACUACAGCAACCUGGUCUCACUGGGAAUUUCAUUUUCUAAACCAGAAAUCAUCACCCAACUGGAGCAAGGGAAAGAGACCUGGAGAGAGGAGAAAAAAUGCCCACCAGCCACCUGUCCAGGUGAUUUCACUCUUGUUACCCAGGCUGGAGUGCAAUGGCGCGAUCUCGGCUCACCGCAACCUCCGCCUCCUGGGUUCAGGCAAUUCUCCUGCCUCAGCCUCCUGAGUAGCUGGGAUUACAGGCACGCGCCACCAUGCCCAGCUAAUGUUUUGUACUUUAGUAGAGACGGGGUUUCACCAUGUUGACCAGGAUGGUCUCAAUCUCUUGACCUCGUGAUCCACCCGCCUCGGCCUCCCAAAGUGCUGGGAUUACAGGCUUGAGCCACCACACCCGGCUUAGUAUUUAUUCUUAUAAUGAUUUCCUAAUAGAGAUCAUAGAUAUUGAAAAACAACAUUAUCAGUCUUAAGUUAAAAAUUGCCUGAAAAAUAUGCUGUAUCUGGUAUUUACUUUGAGUAAAGUAAUUGUAGAUUCACAUAAUUUCUGGCACUAUCUGUAAAUUAUAAGAUAUUAGUUGGACACAUAUAUCUAUAUAUGCCUAAUCUUAAAUAUUUAUGAAUGCAAUGUUAGCCUAUCUGAUGUUUAAAAUCAGUAUAGGUUGAGUAUCCCUUAUCCAAAAUGCUUAGGACCAUAAGUAUUUCAGAUUGUGGGUUUUUGUUUGUUUGGUUUGCAAUUUGGAAUAUUACCAUAUACAUAAUAAAGUAUCUUGGGUAUAAGACCCAAGUCUAAACAGGAAUUUCAUUUAUGAUUGUUGUAUACCUUAUACACUUAGCCUGAAGAUAAUUAUAUUUUUCCUUGAGGGUGGUGAAUAAACUGAGUUCGUGUGCCUGUGUUUUGACUGCACCCAGUCACCUGAGAUCAGAUGUGGAAUUUUCUACUUGUGGCUGCAUGUUGGUGCUUAAAGAUUUUCAGAUUUUGGAACUUUGAAGAUUGGGGAUGCUGAACCUAUGUAUUAGUCUUGGAAGUUUAGUUAAACUUUCUUUGAGUUUCAUAUGAACCAAGUUUUAUAUCACUAGAAUAUUAUGCUAAUGUUAUAUUUACACUGAUAAAAUAAGGGAGAAGACAUUACAUUUGUCUCAUUUACAGGCUUUAUCUUAUUUUGAAAUAUUGAUUUCCCCCCUUUACAGUUAGCUGUAUACCAGCUAGUAAGGUUGUUUACAUAUUGUACUAGAAAAGCCCUGAGUGCCUCACAUUUCUUUCUUAUAGUGUGACCGAACAACCAAGGCACCUGGCUCAUACCACAGUUAAACUUUCUUCUUCAGAGCCAGAGCUGCAGCUGCGGCAAGAAAGAUUUUCUUCAGAAACUGGCAUAUUUCUUUCUUUCUUUUCUUUUUUUUUUUUUUUUCUUUUUAUUUAAAU
Messenger RNA from Cebus imitator (Panamanian white-faced capuchin), 1899 nucleotides. RefSeq names its product zinc finger protein 793. Gene Ontology annotation, biological process: regulation of DNA-templated transcription. The record is from RefSeq and is a predicted model, not a curated record. NCBI's taxonomy places the organism in Eukaryota, Metazoa, Chordata, Mammalia, Primates, Cebidae.